Molecule: messenger RNA, 1101 nt
Organism: Aaosphaeria arxii CBS 175.79
Lineage: Eukaryota; Fungi; Ascomycota; Dothideomycetes; Pleosporales
Product: NAD(P)-binding protein
Exons: 1
Coding region: 212-1087 (291 amino acids)
Molecular function (GO): oxidoreductase activity, acting on the CH-OH group of donors, NAD or NADP as acceptor
Source: RefSeq, a predicted model, not a curated record
AUCGGCAUCAAAACCGACAAGCAAUACCCGAGGCAAUUCGAUCAAUAGAGGUCAUGGUGAAAGCCAAUGUUAAUGUUGUUUAGAGCUCGACCUACAAAUAGUACCAUAAAACAUCUCCAUCAUAACUACUGUCCUUUUUGCAUGUUUGCUCACUCAUAAUCAUUGGAGGGAUUGGACAUUAUCAAUUUAUAGACCCAGAUCUUCAUCCAUCAUGUCAGUCGCAGAGCCUCCCGUCCCUGAAGUUUCCCCAACAUACCCCGACCUUCAGGGCAAAGUUGCUCUCAUAACUGGUAUCGGCCAAGUUGGGCCCAAGGACAGUCCAUUCUGGGGCAACGGCGCAGCAACAGCACGACUACUCUCCCGCAACGGCGUCAAGAUAUUCGGCUGCGACCUAAAUCUACCCGCCGCCGAAAGAACAAAAGAAAGACUUCUUGAAGAAGACACCAAUGCCGUGGUCGAUGUCAUAGCCGCAGACGUCAUGAAGCCGUCCGAUGUGGAGGCACUGAUUACCACCGUUAUGCAACGACACGGCCGAAUCGACAUCCUCGUCAACAACGUAGGACAGACAUCUGCAGGCAACCCAGCGACCAUGUCCGAAGAACUAUGGGCACGACAAAUCGAUCUGAACCUUUCUUCUGUGUACAGAGUCUGCCAUCAUGUGCUUCCAAUAAUGCAAAAGCAACGCUCUGGCAGCAUUAUCAAUAACGCCAGCAUCACCGCGAUGCGCUACAUAGGGAAACAUCAAAUCGCAUACGCAGCUGCCAAGGCAGGCGUGAUUCGCUUUACAAAGGCUAUGGGGGUUAUGUAUGCAAAGGAAAACAUCAGGAGCAAUUGUGUGGUUCCCGGUCUCAUGUACACCCCACUGGUGGACAACUUUGCAAAGAGCAACGACUUAGGGGAUCAAGAGGCUGCAAAGAGGAUACUGGAUCACAAUUGCCCAAUGGGAUGGAUGGGCACUGGAGCAGAUGUAGCGAACGCAGUAGUCUUUUUGGCCAGUAGUGCAAGUCGAUAUGUGACGUCGCACGAACUUGUUGUUGAUGGUGGUAUUACCGAGAGUACUGGAACUGGGUUCCAAGCAUCUUUGUAAUUAAAUGAUCACAA